Molecule: messenger RNA, 1206 nt
Organism: Penicillium maclennaniae
Lineage: Eukaryota; Fungi; Ascomycota; Eurotiomycetes; Eurotiales; Aspergillaceae
Exons: 4
Source: RefSeq, a predicted model, not a curated record
CGCUUGAUUGAUCUGGGCGCUGUAAUCGUGGGAAAGAUGGGAACAGUACAGUUUGCCAAUGGCGACAAUCCCACGGCAGAUUGGGUGGACUUUCACUGCCCCUUUAAUCCGAGAGGAGAUGGCUACCAAGCUCCAGGUGGCUCCUCCUCUGGUCCGGGAGCCGGUAUGGGCUCAUAUGACUGGCUUGAUAUUGCCCCACAGUGGAAGAACUUCAUCGAGAUCCACAGCUCCGGUCGAAGGUCGAUUGGCAUAGAGACCUUGCAUUCCUCCGCCAUAGAUACAGCAGGUGUAUUCGCGCGCAAUGUGGAAACCUGGCAUACAGUGAUUCAUGCUUGGUAUCAAAACUUUACUGAUUAUCAAAGGUAUCCGAAGCGGUUCUACUAUGCAGAUCCUUCUUUCCCAAAUGUGAGUACCGAUGCUGGAGCGCUUCUCAAAAGCUUCGUCGUCAAGUUGGAAAAAUUCCUGGGUACGAAGAGGGAGCACGUGGAUAUCGCCACACACUGGGAGAAUACUCAUCCCUCUGACGCACCGAGUGACAUAUCGGAUCUCUUGAACACGGUAAGGAACCUACUACCUUUCGCUCUCACUGCUGAUUUGAUGCAGACAUAUGCUACCCUCGUCUCGGUCUAUCAAUACGAGCAUCUCGCUCUUCCGUUUUAUGCAGACUAUGCUAAGAAGCACGACGGUCGCCAUCCCUUUAUCAAUCCAGGACCUUUGGCCCGAUGGACAUGGGGUCAGGAUAAUGAAGGGGACGCAGGCUAUCAGGUAGCAUUGACGAACAAGACCAUUUUCAAAAACUGGUGGGAAACAGAUGGGUUCGGAGUGGCUCACAAAGAAACCUGCUCUGAGGGCAUUUAUCUGUACCCGUACACUACGGGCGAAACACAAUACCGCAAUGUAGGUCGAGAAUACCUUUUGUUGAAAGGUUUCCCGGCUGACUUUUGGUUUAGUGCUCCUACAGCGUCGCCAAUGGGUUUCUCUGACGGACGGAUUGGACCACUGGCUGGUGUACCUGAUUUCGUCGUGCCCGUUAAAGAGGUUCCUUACAACUCUACUAUCUCACUCAAGACCGAGUAUAUGCCGAUUACCGUGAGCUUUGUAGCAUCUCGGGGCUGUGAUUUCAUGUUGGUGAAUCUCAUUCGUGAAUUAGAGGAGGCGGGUGUUCUAAAGCCAGUGAUGACGGGAACACGGAUGUACCCUCAGUAA